AUGGACCAGGCCAAUUCAUCAACCCGAGAAGCCUCAAGUUUUGAUGAAGAGAGUGAUGAAGAAGAUCAUUUGAUGAAUCCUUCGCUGUACAGCGAUGACUGUACCGACUUGCAUGUCUUCCACAGCCAGGUGGAUAUGGUCGAUUACUAUCACGGACCACUGUCACUGUUUGUCCUCUGCAAGCAAUUUCGAUCUUGUGCCCUCUCUGUAAGCGAUGCGAAAUAUGAUGCUCCUCCUCUGCGAGAUAUACUGCAGAGCUUGUGUGAGAGUGCUGGUGUACUUGAACCUUUCCCACCCUUUGGCGACCAGCCUUCUAUAAACCUCCUGCCUAAGCAACAGGCCAACACCGUUCUUAGUCAUUUCUUCCAGCACGUUGACUGUGUCACCGAUAUCUUUGUAAAGAGUAGUCUUCUUGCCCAUGUCGAACGUAUAUACUCGCACCAGGCAGGGCGUGAGGAGCGAGACAAGGCGGCCCAACAAUCCAUCUACCACUUCAACAUUCUUCCGGCAAUUCCACUGGAGGGUGGUGCCACCUAUACAGAAAUAUCCGCAAAAGUCGGUUUGUCUGAGAGGAAACUUAAGACCGUUGUGCGUAAAGCAAUUAUUAACUGUAUGGUGCGCGAGAAUGCCCCUGAACAUGUUGUUCACACCGCCUCCUCAGCCCUGCUUCUGCGAAAUCGUAACAUGAUGGAUUACUACGGCUUCUUCGUUGAGCAGAUGUUCCCUGCCAGCGCAAAGCUCGCAGAGGCGCUGGAGAAAUAUCAAGACUGUGCAGCUGCGCAGGAUACUGCUUUCGAUCCUGCCUUCAAUACGAACGAGACCUUAUUCAAGUUCCUCGAGCAACAUCCCAAGUUGCAAGCUCGGUUCGUUGGUGCGAUGGAGAGUAAUAUCCGUCCGUGGGCAGAACUCGGAGAGGCUACUGUCAUCGAUGUCGGCGGGUCAUCCGGCUUCAUGAGUGUAGAACUCGCACAGAGAUACCCGAACCUGAAAAUGGUAGUAGAAGAUUACAAAAACACCGUUGAGCAGGGCGCUGCACAAUUGCCACCCGAAUUGGCGGAUCGUGUGAAGUUUGUGCCGCAUAAUUUAUUUGAUCUCCAACCGGUGGCGGGUGCAGAAAUCUACAUUUUGCAUCAUAUCUGCCACGACUGGUCAGCGGAAAACAGUGUCAAGAUUAUUAAGCAGAUUUUACCGGCCAUGAAGCCGGGCAGCAAGAUUCUGUUGGUCGAAAUUGUGGUUUCGAUGCUAAAUGCACAGGAGCGAAGUGAGUCUGGGUGGAGGGAAAUUAUCACCAGGGCAGAUUCCAAACUUGGGCUGACACACAUCAUCACGCUUCAUGGCAGUACCGACUCGAUUAUCGAGAUUUCGUUGAGGGAGAAUUGA
Messenger RNA from Talaromyces atroroseus, 1380 nucleotides. RefSeq lists its product as hypothetical. Lineage: Eukaryota; Fungi; Ascomycota; Eurotiomycetes; Eurotiales; Trichocomaceae. The record is from RefSeq and is a predicted model, not a curated record. The coding region runs from base 1 to 1380 and encodes 459 amino acids. The transcript has 6 exons. Gene Ontology annotation, molecular function: O-methyltransferase activity.